Molecule: messenger RNA, 5818 nt
Organism: Frankliniella occidentalis (western flower thrips)
Lineage: Eukaryota; Metazoa; Arthropoda; Insecta; Thysanoptera; Thripidae
Product: mediator of RNA polymerase II transcription subunit 14
Exons: 23
Coding region: 205-5328 (1707 amino acids)
Biological process (GO): regulation of transcription by RNA polymerase II
Cellular component (GO): core mediator complex; mediator complex
Molecular function (GO): transcription coregulator activity
Source: RefSeq, a predicted model, not a curated record
CCGGUAGAGCGCAGUCGAACUUGCAAUGGCGGCUAUGUUUUGUGAUUGUUGUCUUAGGCCAACAGUGUUGUAAGAAAGUGAAUUACCAAGGAAUAAACGAUACUGUUGACAUGUAAGGUUUCAAGCCCAAAGAAGCUGGCUUUUGCCUGCCCGUUUUCUUUUUAAAAGUUUUCUUAUCUUCAGUUGAUUUACAUAGCUUUGGAAAUGGCUCCUGUACCACUGGAAGGGCAGCAGAUGCCCAUGAUGCCCAUGGCAGCUGAAGGACAACGUGGGGGGUCUAUAAGCCUUGCUGUUUUAAUUGAUUUUAUUGUUCAGAGGACGUAUCAUGAACUGACAGUGUUAGCAGAGUUGCUUCCUAGGAAAACAGAUAUGGAGAGGAAAAUUGAAAUUUACAAUUUUUCAUCAAGAACUCGCCAGUUAUUUGUUAGAUUGUUAGCCCUCGUGAAAUGGGCUAACUCUGCUUCUAAAGUUGACAAGUCUGCUCAUAUAAUGGCAUUUCUGGACAAACAAUCAAUGUUGUUUGUAGAUACAGCUGACAUGCUGGCUAGAAUGGCCAGAGAAACUCUUGUUCAUGCCCGUUUGCCGAAUUUUCACAUACCUGCAGCAGUUGAGGUUUUAACUACAGGCACUUACAGUCGUCUUCCUGUUUGUAUUAGAGAAAAAAUUGUUCCACCAGAUCCUAUAACUCCCAGUGAAAAGAAAAGUACUCUCCAGAGAUUAAACCAGGUCAUUCAGCACAGACUUGUAACAGGAAAUCUCCUUCCUCAAAUGCGAAAUUUAAAGAUUGAUACUGGUAGAGUUACUUUUCAUGUGAAGCAUGAGUUUGAAGUUUCUUUAACUGUGAUGGGAGAUGGCCCUAACAUUCCAUGGCGCCUUCUUGAUGUUGAAAUUCUUGUAGAGGAUAAAGAUAUUGGAGAGGGCAAGGCAUUAGUGCAUCCCCUGCAGGUGCAGUAUGUUCACAAAGUUCUUCAGGCCCGCCUUGCUGAUCAUCCCAAUCCUCUAGAUGAGGUUUAUAGUUGUCUCCACUUUUUUGCUCAAGCCUUGCAGUUGGAAGUUCUCUACUCACAGGCAUUAAGACUUAAAAGAGACCGCCUUGAAAAUUAUGUUCAUGUUGAUAGUUAUGUUCCUGGGCAACAUCUUACUAUCUUAUACUGGCGUGAACUUUCUCAAAAAGAACCUCGCUCUGAGCUGGGUUAUAAAUUGACUGUUCAAGUUGAUCAUCAUGACAGUGCAAGACCACUUGCUGUUGUGCAUUCACCAACUCUAGGACACAACGAGGUUGAAAUUGCUGAAAAAGCCAUACAUUCUGCUGUGCUGUCAGUUGAGAGACUUUUAGUACACACAAUUUACGUUCGCUCCAAAUCAAGGUUGACAGAUUUGAAAACAGAAAUCCAAGCUAUGUUACCAGGAGUAGAAUGCUCCUUAGGCGGUGUACCAGCUGUUCUUAGUGUUCCACUUUUGCAACCUUGUCAACGUGCUGAACAAAUGCUCGUGACAGUGGAAACCUACUCAGGAAUCCUUCAGUGCUGUGUCCCUCAGUAUGAAGCCCCUCUGAUGCAAGACUUAAGCAAUGCUCUAAAUGGUGAUCGAUCAAAAUUGCCAACAUUACUCUCAGAGCUCCGUUUUUGGGUUGUACAAAGACGGUGUGAAAAAACUCUUAUGCACCUGCCUGUAUCUGUCAAAGAUCGUUUGCCUCUCAUGAUGCCUCACGAUAAUUCAAUUGCAUCCAGACUGGGAAGGCAUCACAUGCUAGUUCAACUGCACCACCAUGCAGGCUCCAUUCUUAUUGUUGAUCUACAUGAGAGAAAAGAAUCUGUUUUAAAUGUGGAUUGCGCUUUCUACUUAGCAUCAGUUAGAGCUGCAUCCAUAAAUGAUGACGAUCAAGCUCAAACUGCGUCUUCAUCUGAAGAAAAUGCUUCAGAAACAGAACCGCCCAAACCAUAUUUAAAGGUUUUAUCUCUUGUUGAAUUUGACACUUUUGUCGCUACUCAUGGUCCUUGGACAAAUGUGGAGGACCCUGAAUCUGCUGGAAAACGGAAACUUGUUGGUUUCCACGACUCACGUCAGAGAUCUAAACACCCUGCCUACUUCAUACCAGAAUUGGCCCACGUUGUUGCCAUGUGUGAUGAACGAAUACCUUUUCUUGGUAUAGCCCAAGAGUUUACAAAGAGGGAGAUUCCUCAUCAAGGGAUCCAGGUUGAAUCUGGUGCAACAGGAUUAAUGCUCCAACUUGUUACCCUUCCGGCACCUGAAGGUGUUGCUUCUAACAAUCCGGAAUAUUUAGCCUUGUUACGCCGCCUUCUGUCAGUUACCAUCCGAGCAUGUACUAGAAAUCCAGGUCGAGGCUGGGUUAUUGAAUUUGUGUUUGCUGGAUCUCCACUUCAGUCUCUGCAUCCAAGGGAACAAGGCAACAGACGGCCAGUGUAUCUUCACUAUGAAAUGCUGUCUGUUGACAAAUCCUCUAAGACUGUUGAUGCAUUGCUUGCUGAUUGGGAACAUAUUUAUCACAUUUUCACACUGGCAGAAGAAUUGUCUAAAAGCUAUAAAAUAGAUAAAAUCAACUUACCAUCAAUUUGCUUAGUUAAGAGUUAUAAUUAUUUAAAGCUUGUACUUGGUUAUGGACCAGACAAAGGAGCAACUGUUACAAUUCAGUGGCGUAAAGAAAACAAAGUAUUGUGCCUGUAUUUUGGAGCCUUGGGACGAGCUGUUGUAGCCCAUUCACUCACUCGUAAGCAGUUAAUAAUGUACUUAAAUCAGCACAAAAGUGCAGUUUUAUUGGUCCAGCUUCUUCAUGAGACAUAUGAGCCUCUUUCAUCGAUCUUACACCUGUCAUCAACUCUACAACUAGGAAUCAAUAGUAAUAGACCAAUGGUACCUGUUCAGACAUGGACAAUUGUUGCUCAGACUCCCACUUUACUACAUCUUGUGUACAAUUCAACGUAUUGCUUGGAAUUAAGAAUCAAGGGUAACGGAUAUGUUAGCAUUAGGGAUGGUGCUCAUUCUAUUUUUAGUAGUUCUACUGUCGUUCCUGGUGAUCUAAUGCCCACGCGUCAUUUAAGGCCUUUCCUGGCAAAGUACGUUACUGAAACUGAUGUUGCCAGAAGACGUUCACAAUCUGAAGAUGAAAAUCCUCCCUCUCCUGUGUUAUUAGAACAGGAGACUGGAAACAUUUUGUCAGGCCGUGGUCCACAGUCACCUGCUAGUCAGAAAGAUGGACUUCGUUUCCAUCCCCCUCUCACUCCUCCAUCUGUUGGUAAUCCUCACACCCCUGCAAGCCCACUGACUUCAAACAUGCAGGGCAAUCACCCUAGUUUCGGGUCCUCACCUGCAGCCAACUUCAGCCUUGCAUCUCCUCCAUCAAUUGCUGGGGUCAACCAGUCAGCCUCGCCAGGAGUUGGACUUAUGUCUGGUAGCUCGCCCAAUCCCCAUCCGAUGCCAAGUCCAUUGGCAAUGCCCAGCCCAUCACCUCAACCGUCCAUGAUUGGACACUCACCUGCAGGAUCAUUCAUGGGUGGAGGUCACAUGGAUGGCAGUCCGUACCCGUCACAAAAUAUGGCGUCCCCCGCAGCAUCUAACUGGCCCAACUCACCCGGUAUGCCAAUUCCCAGACCGUCCCCAGCACGCUCUGGGCCCGGGCCGCACUCUCAGCACUCCCCUGACCACAAACACAGUCAGCAUGUCGACAUGUGGCAGUCCCGAGUCUUACCACAGCGCUUCUGGGGAGCCACAGUGCCUACCGUCUUAACUGUUAAGGCCUUUGACGUACUGUGUCGGCCAUGUCCUACGCCUCCCGCGGGGCCUAACUCACAGCCUCCGCAGGUACCCCCUGGCACACCAGACUUAUGUCCGUUGGAGAGAUUCUUGGGUUGCAUCUUUAUGCUUAGACAGAUGCACCGCUUCGUACAAUCCGAAGAAACGCUGACUGAUUUAAAAUCAUCUGAGUAUGAGCAUUUCAAAACCGAAACCCUUCAGUGCCGUCUUAUGCUGAACCCCAACCAUCGACAGACUCUGCACAUGAAGGUUGCAUCUCUUGAAAACAAGGAGCAGUGGUCCAUGAAAGAAAUUGAGAUAAUUGAAAAGUUCUGUGAAAUGAGGAUAGCGUGCCCUCCAUUCAAACCUAACUCUCUGUUAGGCCUAGCUCGAAUGUUGAACACUCCUUACUUUGUUCUCAAGGACUUCAUACAACUUAUGAAGUUGGAUUUGAUGCCUAGUUUAGCUCAGCAAAACAACUUUAAAUGGAGCAUUCAACUUUGUCUUCGUGUUCCCCCUUCAUCAGCUUCACCCAUUGUUCCUACAGGACAAGCAGGGGUGCUCAUUAGUCGCAGCAAAAUCCUCUUCUUUGUACAACUUACUAGAAUUAACCUACCACCUAACAUGGGGGAAGGAAUGACUCUGGUUCUCCCUCUUGUGUAUGACAUUGCUGUCCGUAACACUCAAGUAGCAGAGAAGAGGGAACCUGGACCUGCACUUGCUGUGUCUGCUGCUAACCUGCAGUUAAAACGUUUUGCUGAAUAUUCUGCCACUAACCCAAUGGCUCAUGAUGCCCCAUGCACUCUCUUAUUAGCAGUAAGGGAUCUUCUUACAAACCUAACUCUUCCUAGUGACAUCCCUCAGGUUGGGCCAGGUGGUCCCAAUCAGAUGCAGAAUCCAGUUGGCAUGAUGCAUCCUCCAAUGGGCUCUGGCCCUGGCUCUGGCCCAGGAGUUGGGCCAGGUAUGGGUGGUAUGGCUCCUGGUAUGGCACCAGGAAUGGGUCCAGGACCAGGAAUGGGUCCAGGUAUGCCACAAGGUAUGGGACCUGGGCCAGGAAUGGCUCCCGGCAUGCCACAAGGAAUGGGACCAGGAAUAGGACCAGGCAUGGGUCCUGGAUUGGGACCAGGUGUUGGAGCAGGGCCUGCUAUGGGACCGGGAAUGCCCUCUCCCAUGGGUCUAGGAAUGGGACCCGGACCUGGAAUGGGACCAGGACCGGGAAUGAGUCCUGGCCCAGGCAUGGGCCCUGGAAUGACUGGGAUGGGUCCAGGCAUGGCUCAAGGAAUAAGUCCUGGACCUGGGAUGGGACCUGCCAUGGUACCGGGAAUGGGACCCGGUAUGGGGCCUGGGCCGGGGAUGGGACCUGGAAUGGGCCCUCAAAUGGGACCUGGAAUGGGAGGAAUGGGGGCACACAUGGGAGGACCCAUGGGUGGUUCUAUGGGAAAUCCAAUCAGCGGACCUAUGGGACCGGGUGGACCAAUGGGAGGUCCAAUGGGCCCAGGGGGUUCAAUGGGGCCGGGUGGACAGUAUCCUGGUGGGCCUAUGGGUAAUAUGGGACAGCACCCUAUGAUGGGUCCCUGAGCUGAGGGCAUGAGAUUUGAAUUGGUGGACUAAAAGACAAAUGUGUGUGCUACAUGAUUCCAUCCAGGUAUUAAUUAAGUUUGUUGACAUUAGAAAAAUGAUGCUUUGAUAGUUGCUUUGGUUGUCUGAGACAGAGGCUGUAACUCUCUUCAUUUUCUCUUUUCAUUUUGAUCUAAAGUACAAAAGUGUGUUGGCUGUAAUUUAUGAAUCUGACAAAGUCCAAAGUUUCAUGUGCUGAUUUAUACGUUUGCUUUGUUUUAGAGUAAAAUCAGUUAAUAUUUAAGGUACUUUACAGACUUAAUCACUUUGUGUGGAGCAUAUAGUACUCACCCUAAUAACUUCAGAUUUUUUUUGUUGGUUAGACUAAAGUUAGAAUUCCAAUUGUAUGUAUUUCUAUAUAUAUUUAUUUUUUGUUUUUGAAUAUUUUUAAAAAAGAAACUGGGUAUUUGUAAAUACUGGUAUAGAUAAUAAAUAACUGUCAUGACAGGAA